UUAUUUUUAUCGCUGCAGGACAACUGUUCCAGUGUCAUCACUCCACUAUUUGAAAGAGAUUACCUCUCACCAAUGUACGCUCUGGAAUUUACCUUCGGCUUCAGCGGAAACCUGGUGGUGAUUCUAGGUUAUCUCUUUUGCCUCCGUGCUUGGAAAUCCACAAAUGUGUACUUGUUCAACCUUUCUGUGUCUGACCUCAUCUUCUUGUGCACUUUACCCGAGCUGUCCUAUAGCUACGCUCACAACUUAAAAAAACUCAGUUCUGCACUAUGCCUGACUAAUCGCUACAUCCUCAACGUGAACAUGUACUCCAGCAUCCUGUUCAUGAUGUGGAUAAGUGUGGACCGGUUCUUGUUGAUGUGUCACCCUCAGCGAGACCACAUCCUGUUGACUCUUAAAGCCUCACUGUGCAUCACCAUAUUGAACUGGAUUUGGGUGAAUGCUCAAAUCUUUCCCCUCUUUAUUUUCAUAAUCCAGGACUCUGAGCCAAUUAGCUGGACAGUGUGCCAUGAUUUUGCAAACCUGGGAGAAGCCAGAGUUACUCUGAUCUACACCGUAGUGCUCACUAUAACUGGAUAUGUGAUGCCGCUGGUGGCUUUGUUUUUUUCAUCACAAAGGAUGGUUUCUGCACUCGUGAAAAGAGAGGAGAUGCAUGGAACAUCCUACCAAAGGCCAGUCAGAAUAUUGAGAAUUGCAGCAAAAAUGUUUCUGGUGCUCUACACACCCGUCCAUGUAUUGAGGAUUGUGCAUCUUAUAUCACGGCUUCCUGAAUUAAAUUUGUCAGUCUGUCUUAUGGACGACAUCAAUGCGGUUUAUACAGUGACGCGCCCAAUUGCAUAUGCUCACAGUGUCAUCAACCCUGCGUUUUACUUCCUGAUGACCGACUGCUUUAGAAAAGCCCUGCAGGACAAGUGGAGGAAGCUUAAAAGGAUGAUAAUGACUUUGACGUAA
Molecule: messenger RNA, 951 nt
Organism: Clarias gariepinus (North African catfish)
Lineage: Eukaryota; Metazoa; Chordata; Actinopteri; Siluriformes; Clariidae
Product: succinate receptor 1-like
Exons: 1
Coding region: 73-951 (292 amino acids)
Biological process (GO): G protein-coupled receptor signaling pathway
Cellular component (GO): plasma membrane
Molecular function (GO): G protein-coupled receptor activity
Source: RefSeq, a predicted model, not a curated record